AUAAAAUGGCGGGGAAGAAGAAUGUUUUGUCGUCUCUGGCUGUUUACGCGGAGGAUUCAGAGCCCGAGUCUGACGGUGAAGGUGGAGUCGAAACGACUGGCAGCGCGACUGAAGAGAAAGGCGGGUUAGUAUCUAAAGCCUAUGGAGAAGAUGAUUUUUCUCGCCUUGGGGGUGAUGAAGAUGGUUUUGAAGAAGAUGAUGAUGAAAACAGCAAGCCAUCGGAAGAUGACGAUUCAGAGACUGAGAAACCUGAGGCUGAUGACCCAAAGGAUAACGCUGAGGUAGAAAAGCGAGACCCCCAGGAAUUAGUGGCCUCAUUUUCUGAAAGAGUCCGGAACAUGUCACCUGAUGAAAUCAAGAUCCCGCCAGAACCCCCUGGCAGAUGUUCAAAUCACUUACAGGAUAAGAUCCAGAAACUGUACGAGCGAAAGAUCAAAGAGGGAAUGGACAUGAACUACAUCAUCCAAAGGAAGAAGGAAUUUCGGAACCCCAGCAUCUACGAGAAGCUCAUCCAGUUUUGUGCGAUUGACGAGCUCGGCACCAACUACCCCAAGGAUAUGUUUGACCCCCAUGGCUGGUCUGAGGACUCUUACUACGAGGCAUUAGCCAAAGCCCAGAAGAUUGAAAUGGACAAACUAGAAAAGGCCAAGAAGGAGAGAACAAAAAUUGAGUUUGUGACGGGCACCAAGAAAGGUACCACCACCAACGCUACCGCCACCACCACCACCAGCAGCAGCACAGCUGUCGCAGACGCCCAGAAGAGGAAGAGCAAGUGGGACUCGGCCAUCCCUGUGACGACCAUUGCCCAGCCCACCAUCCUCACCACCACUGCCACCCUCCCUGCUGUCGUCACCGUGACCACCAGCGCCAGUGGCUCCAAGACCACAGUCAUCUCAGCAGUGGGCACCAUCGUGAAGAAGGCCAAGCAGUGA
This is a messenger RNA of Chrysochloris asiatica (Cape golden mole), 932 nucleotides long. It is a transcript of the gene SAP30BP, whose product is annotated as SAP30 binding protein. Gene Ontology annotation, biological process: regulation of DNA-templated transcription. The transcript has 11 exons. Lineage: Eukaryota; Metazoa; Chordata; Mammalia; Afrosoricida; Chrysochloridae. The record is from RefSeq and is a predicted model, not a curated record. Bases 6 to 932 code for a protein of 308 amino acids. Gene Ontology annotation, cellular component: nucleus.